AUGACGAGUCCAUCAGCUGGAAUUCAACAAUUAUUGGCUGCCGAGAAGAAAGCUGCUGACAAAGUCGGCGAAGCCAGAAAACUUGAACCAAAAUGUUACAAGAAGUGCUUGCUAAUGAACCCAAAAAUUUUAGGCAAAGCAAGAAGACUGAAGCAGGCCAAGGAUGAAGCAACUGAAGAAAUUGAAAAAUACCGUGGCGAACGUGAGAAGCAAUUCAAAGAAUUUGAGAACAAACACGUCGGUAGCAAAGAUCAAGUAGCUGCUAAAAUCGAUGCCGAUACUAGAACAAGAAUUGAUGAAAUGCAUCGUGCUUUACAAACUCAUAAGGAAAAGGUCAUAAUGGAGGUUUUAGAACACAUAUAUGCAAUCAAGACAGAAUUGCACAAAAAUUAUCAAAAAACUGUCAAGUAA
Chironomus riparius is the source of this 411-nucleotide messenger RNA. The record is from the annotation of a GenBank genome assembly. Lineage: Eukaryota; Metazoa; Arthropoda; Insecta; Diptera; Chironomidae.